UAUAAUAUUAUAUCGGCUCAAAUAGAGGAUAAAGAAGAGCCGAACUUUUAAGCACGAAGAGCUUUAUAUUUAAUUAGUGACAAAUACAUUUCCCAGAAGAAAAAGAAGAGAAGUGAGAAGAGAACAGCGUACAUAAUAAUAGAAGGAGAAGUCACCGCCUGCUUAGAUUUUUGUUCCAUUAAAAGCAAAGAAAAACAGCGCUACAAAAUGAAGAUGUUGCUGGUUGCCGUCCUGGCCGGGAUUGUUUGCUCUUCAGUUGCGGACCAGAAGCCGGUGAUUCCGGCCCAUUUCCGGAUCAUCGAGGACAACAGAAUUUAUCCCGAAAAUGGGAUUUUCAGUUUUGAUUUUAAGACGGAGAACGGCAUCGUGAGAGAGGAAGCCGGCAACGAGCAUCUCGUGCGCACCGGCAUCAUCAGCUACCCGAUGCCCAACGGGGAGACGUUCUUCCUCAAGUUCGUGGCCGACGCCACGGGGUACAAAGUCGAGUCCCCCUUCCUGCCCCAAGUGCCAGCUUUUCCCCACCCAAUCCCCCCGCACUCGCUCAGGCAAAUCGAGCGAGCUGAGCGAGAGCGAGCUGAGGCCGCUAGGCGUCGAGCUGAGCAGAGCGGUGAAUAUAGGAACUGAAUAUAGCGCUGUAAUUAGGACAUGAAAUACGAUGCAGCGUAUUGAAAUAUAUGAAGAAGAGUAGAGAGAUAUAGGAGAGAUAGAAUGGGUUUAGGGAGGAAAUAGCAAAUAGGAAUAUAUAGGAUAUAUAUUGCGAGAGAUAGGAUAUCCAGUAGCUAGGGAGAAACUAUGGAACUAUCGCUAUAUAGGGGAAUAUAUAGGAUAUCUAUCGGAGAGAUAUAUAGCUAGGGAAGGAGUAGGAGAUGAUGGAUGAAGAAAUAAGGAGAUGAGAUAGAGAUAGGUGGAUGAAGGAUAUUUUUAGAUCUGCGCAUCUGUUAUAAUUGUGGGAGGAACUAAGCCUGUUUAAUUGCAGUGAAUGUUCAGUGGUUGUGAGCUGAACGAAAGUUUAUUUGAUUAUAAAUAUUGAAAAUAAGUUUAUUAUCAAGCUGUUUCCUGGAAACGUUCUUUCAAAAAUUUGAAUUAAAAGACAAUCAAUUUUAAUUUACUGCUAUUGUAAAAUAUCCCUUACGACGAAGAUUUUUCAAAGAAUUGUAUGGCAAUUUUAGGAUGUUAGAAUAUGUGUGGAAAUUUGUUACAUUUUUGUCAAAUGUUUCUGUUUUAGGAUAAAAAUUGCGUAUUGAGCUGGUGAGCUUCUUUACAUAAUAAAUAAUCUCUAUAAAAUU
This is a messenger RNA of Hyalella azteca, 1286 nucleotides long. RefSeq names its product cuticle protein AM1199-like. Gene Ontology annotation, cellular component: chitin-based extracellular matrix. The transcript has 3 exons. Gene Ontology annotation, molecular function: structural constituent of chitin-based larval cuticle. NCBI's taxonomy places the organism in Eukaryota, Metazoa, Arthropoda, Malacostraca, Amphipoda, Hyalellidae. Bases 208 to 624 code for a protein of 138 amino acids. The record is from RefSeq and is a predicted model, not a curated record.